Molecule: messenger RNA, 1715 nt
Organism: Haliaeetus leucocephalus (bald eagle)
Lineage: Eukaryota; Metazoa; Chordata; Aves; Accipitriformes; Accipitridae
Gene: PRR5L
Product: proline rich 5 like
Exons: 9
Coding region: 136-1236 (366 amino acids)
Biological process (GO): TORC2 signaling
Cellular component (GO): TORC2 complex
Source: RefSeq, a predicted model, not a curated record
CUCUGAAGCCGAGAGCAGGCAUAAAACCUGGGCUGACUCCUCAGGUUUGAAGACUUGUUGACACCACUGAGUCUGACGCUUGGACCUUCGAGAGAAGAGACUUUCUGACGGCCCUGCUCCACUCCACCUGACCCUAUGACCGGAGGCUUCACCGUAGCUCCAUCCUUCGGUCUCCAGUUCCUCAAGAUGGGUUCGUUCAGAAGGCCCCGACCUCGCUUCAUGAGCUCCCCGGUCCUCAGUGACCUCCCGCGGUUCCAGGCAGCCCGGCAGGCUCUGCAGCUCAGCUCCAACUCUGCCUGGAACAGUGUUCAAACAGCAGUGAUAAACGUGUUCAAAGGGGGAGGCUUGCAGAACAAUGAACUUUACACCCUCAAUGAAAAUAUCAGACGGCUGCUGAAGAGUGAACUUGGAUCCUUCAUCACAGAUUACUUCCAGAACCAGCUCCUUGCGAAAGGCUUGCUGUUUAUAGAGGAGAAGGUUAAGCUGUGUGAAGGUGAGGAUCGCAUUGAUGUCCUGUCUGAAAUCUGGGAUCACUAUUUUACGGAGACUCUUCCUACACUCCAGGCAAUAUUCUACCCAGUCCAGGGUCAGGAGUUGACUAUCCGUCAGAUUGCUCUUCUUGGCUUCAGAGACUUGGUCUUGCUAAAAGUAAAGUUGGAAGAAGUUCUUCCUCUGGUCCAGACAAAGCUCCCAGCUUCCAUCGUCCAGAUGCUGUUAAUUCUGCAGAGUGUUCAUGAGCCUACUGGCCCCAGUGAGGGCUACCUACAGCUGGAAGAACUGGUCAAGCAGGUGGUAUCACCGUACUUGGGUUUGUGUGAGGAUCACAGCUUCUCUGGUAGCACCUGCUUGCUUGAGAGACGGUACUCCAGAUCCCGUCCCAAGACCGGUGGACUGAAUUAUUCAUCUCAUGCGGUGACGAGCCGGCAGCCCAGCGAGAUGGCCCUGACCCCACUGACAGAGCAGGAGGGUGAGGCUUACCUGGAGAAAUGUGGCAGCAUCCGUCGGCACACUGUUGCCAACGCUCACUCGGAUAUUCAGCUCCUGGCGAUGGCCUCCAUGAUGCACACAGGGAUGGUGAUUGAGGAGUCGGACAGUACUGACAAAUGCCUCCUCCUGCAGCCCAGUUUUAGCCACAGGCAGUGCUCCAGUGAGCCCAGUAUUGCCGAUGGGCCAGAGGGAGUCAUGGCGGCGGGUAGGCAGGACCCUGCAGAGCUGAACUGCACGUCGGUCAGCUAGAAGAAGUCUCGCCGAGAGGAGAACUGCGUGCGCUAAGCUGAACAAAGCGUCGUGUCUUCCACGCCGGGGGAAAAAAAGAGAAAAAUUCGAGUUUUGCUCGUGUCAUUGAAAUGGCCUUGAGGGAUCUUAUGUCACUUUCGGAAUGCUCUCUAGAUUUGUUUUUCUUGCCUGUCUGUGAUCACUGUUGAUGGAGGUACCAGGCUGCUCCCAAAUGAGCACCGAGGGCUGCAAAGGUUUCGCUGUUGAACAGCGCAGUCUGCCUUCUGUGAGCUUUCUUCCGCUACCAGUCCAAACCCUUUGGCCUCAGGUUUCCUUCUGUUUCUUUGGCGUGAUACAAAUUAGCCUCUUUCUGCUUUUCUCCAUCUUUCCCAGCUUUGCGCUGCUUGUUUGCUCUUUGUUCCUGCAGCAGAGAGCUUUGGGCUAAAUGUUCGCUUUGCUUCUGGUGCUAGGGUGGUGAUGGCUGAGGACUGCAUUUUUCU